Molecule: messenger RNA, 935 nt
Organism: Suillus subalutaceus
Lineage: Eukaryota; Fungi; Basidiomycota; Agaricomycetes; Boletales; Suillaceae
Product: mitochondrial ribosomal protein S25-domain-containing protein
Exons: 2
Coding region: 59-904 (281 amino acids)
Cellular component (GO): mitochondrial small ribosomal subunit
Molecular function (GO): structural constituent of ribosome
Source: RefSeq, a predicted model, not a curated record
ACAAACUUGGCGGUCAUUUCUGAAUCUUUGCUCUUGUUUUACUGCCGCCGUCGUCAAAAUGGUGCGCCGAAUUGCUUCACAGGUGCACAAGCAGGCCGCGCGGCUCAUGCGCGCGAAUUACAUCAAGAACGAGCCUGUGUGGUUUCAAGCAGUUCUCGAACAUCCUCCCCUUCCUCUUCCUCCAAGAGCUCCCCCAGUCCGUGAAGACUGUCGGUUGUCGUUCAGUAGAAAAAUGCGGAAACCAAAGACUGAACCGUUACCUAUAUUCUACUUGGAGGACAAAGUUCGUCGGCAAUUCUUCCGCGACCAUCCAUUUGAGGCAUUCAGGCCUGUUAGCAUUGUUGAAGGUCGCGAAGUAGAGGAUGAGCAUCCAGUACGAGGAACAGAUUGGACACGGCUAGCACAAAGAGGACUCAACCCUUCCCCGGAAGACACUGUUCAUUUUGCUGUUAACCUGCACACCCACCACAAAAUGGCUCUUAGCAUUGCGUACACACGCGCUGUUGCAGAGUUUAGAUCACUACGAGCUGGGCACGAUUUUGCGAACACCUUUGCUCGAAUGGAGGCUGAAGCUUAUGGCACUGUCUUCCCAUCUGAAAUUGACCGGACGUUCGAGAAGGAAGAUGCAGUUUACCAAUCGGCAGACCGCAAGGUUGAGCUUGACAGGGGUGCUCUUCUCGCUCGCAAGAGGUGGAAGGCCAUCUUGGAUGUGGACAGCGGGAUGGGAGAUUUUGACAGAGGACAACAAUAUACCAGGAGUUGGAAGCAAGGUAUCCGUCCGACCUACCUUCCGGCAGAUGAACUGGCGGCUGCAUCAGAAACUGGGAAGCCUGUGCAGUCCAUGGAGCGGGAUUAUGUCGCCGCGAGUCAAGAGUUUGCUAAAAUACUAAGCUCAAACCCAUAGCAUAGAGAUUAUUACCUUGCAAUUCUCAGCC